Molecule: messenger RNA, 1671 nt
Organism: Nymphaea colorata (pocket water lily)
Lineage: Eukaryota; Viridiplantae; Streptophyta; Magnoliopsida; Nymphaeales; Nymphaeaceae
Product: ran-binding protein M homolog
Exons: 11
Coding region: 163-1506 (447 amino acids)
Biological process (GO): cell surface receptor signaling pathway; cytoskeleton organization
Cellular component (GO): cytoplasm
Molecular function (GO): protein binding
Source: RefSeq, a predicted model, not a curated record
GUCUAUUCUCUUUCUUUCUGUAAAUUAUUCUUCUGGUGAAUGAUACUGUUCGCUGCCGUGAUGGAUGCGAUGCGGCUUAAUCCUUUCCAUUUCUUAGAAUUUUCUUCCGUUUGGACUGUUUUUCUUUGGAGCUGUAAUUGCAAAAGCUUGGAAUCAUCUUAAAUGGUGAGCGAAUCGGUGGAAAAGGCGAAUUGUUUGGAUAUUGGGAAGUUUGUGGUUCGGCGUGGUUCAGAGGAGAUGGACAUGGAGGAGGAUGAGGAGGCCCCGACUCAUCUGAACACCACGAACGGUUGUGGUUUCUUGGUGGUGUCGACGGACAAGCUGUCAGUGCAAUACACUGCAAAUGCUCUUCAUGGGCAUGAUGUGGGUGCUGUUCAAAGCAAUUGUCCUGCGCCUAUUCGUCGGCUUAUGUAUUACUUUGAGAUUUAUAUCAGAGAUGCUGGUCAGAAGGGCACAAUCUCAAUCGGUUUCACGGCCGAACGGUUCAAGAUGAGAAGACAGCCUGGGUGGGAAGCUAAUAGCUAUGGAUAUCAUGGAGAUGAUGGGUUUCUUUACCAUGGACAAGGAAAGGGCGACACUUUUGGCCCCAAAUUCACCACUGGUGAUACAGUUGGUGGUGGUAUAAAUUAUGCUUCACAUGAACUGUUUUUCACCAAAAAUGGGAAGCUGGUUGGAUCAGUUUGUGAGAACAUAAAGGGCCCUAUGUUUCCUACCAUUGGUGUUCACAGUCCUCAUGAAAAGGUGGAUGUCAAUUUUGGGCAGAAACCAUUCGUUUUUGACAUAGAGGCAUACAUGUUUGAAGAAAGACAAAAGCAACAGAGGGCUAUAGAGAAAAUAUCUUUGCCUCUCAAUGUUAGCCACUGGAUAGUUCGUUCAUAUCUACUACAUUAUGGGUAUCAUGAUACUCUUUCCUCAUUUGAUGCUGCAAGUAGAAGUACAUGUCCCCCUAUUUCAGUUGGUGGGGAGGACAAUGACACAAACGGAACUGAAAGCUCAUACGCAUUAGACCGCCGGAAGGUGUUACGUGAGCUUAUUCAGAGUGGAGAUGUUGAUUCUGCUAUUGAUAAAAUCAAGGAGUGGUAUCCUCUGCUUCUACAGGAAGAGAGCUCAACUCUCUGUUUUUUGCUGCAUUGCCAAAAGUUUAUUGAGCUUGUCAGGGUUGGAAAUCUGGAGGCAGCUGUGACCUAUGGUCAAGCUGAGCUGGCUCGAUUCUUGGGUGUGAAACGUUUGGAAGACUUGCUUCAGGAUUGCAGUGCCUUGCUGGCCUAUGUGGAACCUUCAAAGUCAUCUGUUGGUUAUCUUCUUGAAAUGGCACAGAGAGAGGUGGUGGCUGAUGCUGUAAAUGCCUCUGUACUAGCACUAAAUCCUAAUUUGAAAGAUUCACGAGGUUGUUUGCAUUCUGUCCUUGAGAAACUGCUCAGGCAAUUAACUGCUGCUUCCCUGGAAAGGAGGGCGCUGGAUGGAGGGCAAGGAGAAGUUUUCGAUCUGCACAGAGUAUUGCAUUGAAGCAACUGUGGCAUAUAACUGUAAUUGUGGGGUCAUUCAGUAGUUAACUUAAAAAGUUUCUCGUCCUUUCUGUUUAAUUUUUACAUGUGCCAUAGACUAACAUUUUAGUGGAUAUUGAAUAAUAGACUAAUAAUCAUUGGUUCUGCUUUUUCUUUUUUUGAUUUU